AUGCCCCCUGCCAUAAGAAGAGAGUUCCUUGCAGCCGGUCACAAAGGGCUACAUGACGUGCCUUACGUAGUGAUCGGAGGCAGCGCCCUUGCCGAGCAUGGUAGUCCUCGGACGACUGGCGACGUCGACGUCCUCGUGGGCGAUGGCUGCUCCAAACGCUCGGCCGAAAGCCUUCUAAUCAAGCGUACGGAGGGACGAUUGGUUCGUCUGGGGCAUGGCAAGGUGGGCUUUCGAGCCUCGGAUGGCAAUGCAUACCCACUCGACCUCUCUGAGGACCACGAAGUAGAUCUUAAGUUUUAUCAAGCCAAGGACACAAUCUCAGCGAAGAACUCGACCGGAGUGAAGCUCGCAAACUUUGUCUUUUUGCUCAACUCCAAGGCUCACGCGUGGCAAACUCGUGUCCCAUUCGAGCCAAGGUUUCAGGAGAAAUGUCGAAACGAUGCAGAAGACAUCCUCUUUUGUCUCAAACAGCUCAGAGGGAGGCGUGGCAUUGACCGCGCAGAAAUUCCAUGGAUCUACACAAACGAAUUCUGGAAUCAGUUCAUUCAGAACAACCCUCAGGCCCGCCCACUGUUCACGGCCGCGGGGCUCUGGACCGACGAAACCGUAUUUAUGGCCAGCCGAGGUACCAGCGCUCGAUCUAGCCUUUCGAGCUUUGCAAGCCCAUGGACACAGCCCGGCACGCCUGCAAGGCAGGACUCCAAUCUGAGCCAGGCAGGCUGGGGUAGUGCACAGGGCAGCCGGGCUGGGAGCAUGGGAAUCCCCAACAGUAGGCAGGCAAGCAUUGAUAGCUAUAGAAGCUGA
Molecule: messenger RNA, 804 nt
Organism: Pyricularia grisea
Lineage: Eukaryota; Fungi; Ascomycota; Sordariomycetes; Magnaporthales; Pyriculariaceae
Exons: 2
Coding region: 1-804 (267 amino acids)
Source: RefSeq, a predicted model, not a curated record